CAAAGAGGUGCAUAACUAUCCGUGCCAUUCAGAGAAUAUGCAACUUCCCCCUCAACCCAUCCUUGACACCUACUGGUGCACAUCAUCAUAUUUCUUUUACUUCCUCCACGUGUCAACUACAACAUUCGCUCGCCUUCAUCUCACCCUCCACUUUCACCGCUUUCUUCCCUAUAAAACGGCUCCCUGAACUGCUCCUUCGUUACGUUCGAAGAGUCCCUUUCCUUCCCAAACACAUAGUUAUAUUUCAAAAUGUCUGAUACAGAUGUCAAGCAGCAUACAGAGACGAAGAUUGAAGAAAAUGAAAAAAGACUUAAGUAUCUAGAUUUCCUCCUAGUAGCGGCGAUCUACAUUAUAGUCUGCUUUUCAACGCUCUACGAAUACGCCAAGGACAAUUCCGGUCCACUCAAACCCGGAGUGGAAACCGUUGAAGCAAACGUUAAAACCGUCAUUGGUCCCGUUUACGAGAAGUUUCAUGACAUCCCCUUUGAACUCCUCAAGUUCGUCGAUCACAAGGUGGACGAGUCUUUGAAGGAACUGGAAAGGCACGUGCCUUCUCUUGUGAAGCAAGCGUCAAGUCAGGCACGAGCUGUGGCUUCUGAAGUUCAGCGCGCCGGUGUGGUGGACACUGCAAAGCACAUUACAAACAGUGUCUAUUACAAGUACGAGCCGACAGCCAAGGAGCUAUACUGGAGGUACGAGCCGAUUGCCGAACAAUAUGCAGUUUCGGCUUGGCGGUCGCUGAACCGGCUGCCCAUUUUCCCGCAGGUGGCUCAGAUCGUUGUCCCAGCGGCUGCGUACUGGUCCGGGAAGUAUAACCAGGUGGUUCGCUAUGCAGAAGAGAGGGGCUACGCGGUGGCGGAGUAUCUGCCGUUGAUUCCAAUUGAGAGGAUCGCUAAAGCUUUUGACGAGAACGAGAGAGGGCCCACUUUUCGACCAAUGGAGAGACGGUCAUGGCACAAUGAGAAAUGAAUAGCAGGAUUUUGGUUUGUGUUUGUUACUUGUUACUUUUGGAUUUGAGGGUUUGGUCCGUUUGCAUCGGUCUACUAAACCCUUUCUAUUUGUUCUUCUUUGCUCCAUGACUUUGCUGUUAACUUCUACCCAAAUGAAAAAAAAAAAAAU
Pistacia vera is the source of this 1119-nucleotide messenger RNA. Its product is annotated as stress-related protein. The record is from RefSeq and is a predicted model, not a curated record. Bases 250 to 969 code for a protein of 239 amino acids. The transcript is spliced from 4 exons. NCBI's taxonomy places the organism in Eukaryota, Viridiplantae, Streptophyta, Magnoliopsida, Sapindales, Anacardiaceae.